Molecule: messenger RNA, 1291 nt
Organism: Impatiens glandulifera
Lineage: Eukaryota; Viridiplantae; Streptophyta; Magnoliopsida; Ericales; Balsaminaceae
Exons: 4
Coding region: 331-1080 (249 amino acids)
Molecular function (GO): metal ion binding
Source: RefSeq, a predicted model, not a curated record
AACAGCAGUUAAAUGACCACUUUCCUCGGCGUUUCUUUCGCACGGUUUCUUCUUUCUCUUCCUUGAAUCGCUGAACCUAGCGGGGUGCUGAUGAUGAAGAAACCCACCCCCGAUUCCCCUCUCUCUCUCUAGAUAUUUUCACCGUACGCCCGCUGUCCUCUGCUUCUUCAGCGCUUCUCCACAGGGACAAUCUCAAUCGCCAAUUUGGGGAAACACCUCCCAAAACCCUAGAAGAACUUGGCGGCUUCAUAGCCGUUAAUUGGACUGAAAAUUCCACCGCAUUCCCUCUCAUUCUAUCCCUAUAUAACACAAAACUAAUACGAUUCCACAAUGCCUAAGAGAAAACGAAAAGAUGACCAUAAUAUAACCACCUCUCCUCAUCCUCAUCCUCCUAUUCCACCUUCAGAGUUGUUGUCAUGUUCCUCAAGAAUGGCCUCUCUAACUAAAGAGCAGAAGUCUUCAAGAAAAGUUGAUAAUAAUACAGUAAAAUCUCUAGCAUCUAUCAUAGAUAUCACAGAUUGUCCUGAGAAGCAAUCCGGUAGCCACCAGUCGGAUCAGAAUCUUAAUCAUACGAUUUUAUUGAGACAUCCGCGUUAUUACAUGGGCCGUCAAUACGUUCGCAGAAACUCUUCCAAAACUGCAGGUACUUCAACUUCUCAUGGCAAAGUUACUCCAUCUCAAGCUGUUGAAAUGCGUUUCCCUGACUCCAACAAGUCUUCUGGUAAAGAUGGUGGACAGUAUGCAGGGGGUGAUCAAGAGCUAGAAUUUUGCAGAGCGAAAAGAGCAAGGUCUAGUUCUUUGUCAGCAGCAGUUAACACCGCCGCCUCUCCUUCUUCUUCCCGUGAUGCGGCAAAAAUGGCAUGUGGGAUUUGUGAGAGGCUGCUGAAAAGGAAGCCUUACAUAACUCUGGACAAUGCAAUAUCUACUGGUGACAUAUCUGUUGUUGCGGUUUUGGUUUGUGGGCAUGUAUAUCACGCAGACUGUCUUGAACAAGGAACUUCGGAUGAAAAUAGACAUGACCCCCCAUGUCCAAUGUGUUCAGGUUUGCUCCAACAAACUGCUGUUGAUGGUUUGGACUGAUUGAUUUCUAUCUGAAUUUUGGAUAUUAGGGGAAAAAAUAAUGAAAUAUAUAGUACGGUGGGUUGUUAUAGUUAUGUACUUUUGAGUGAAAUGUCUGUUGAAGGUGGUCUUGGUGGAUGUUUUUACUUUUUUAUUUUUUUAUUUCAUGAUCCUUGAACUUAAUCAAUCAUAUAAACAUAAAAUAAUAUUGUAGCUUUUUUUUUUUUAGUUA